Molecule: messenger RNA, 858 nt
Organism: Talaromyces proteolyticus
Lineage: Eukaryota; Fungi; Ascomycota; Eurotiomycetes; Eurotiales; Trichocomaceae
Exons: 2
Coding region: 1-858 (285 amino acids)
Source: RefSeq, a predicted model, not a curated record
AUGGAGAAGAAGUUCGUCUUCAUCAACGUCCACGAGCCAAAAGAUGCACUUCAGCUAGCGAAAGAUCCUGAGAUCAGGUCCCACGUGACUCGUCACCAAUGGAGACGAAUCGAGCGUCUGCAGGCGACAAGUAGGAGGCCCAAAAAAAAGAAUUUAUCAGCUGUAGAUGUCCUCGAUAGAUGUCAGAAAGAGACUGAACCUUCCAAUUCUUUUGUCCUAAAGUCGAGGUUGAUACCGCCUCAAUUAGGCGGACUUCGGGUUGAUCCUUUCCAGUCAUAUCCUAUGUCUUUCCAACCCUGGAUGCCAAUGCUUGUAGAUCACUACGUGGUGCACAUGGCCGUCGAUAUACCUGAGCUCGACAUGCCUGGAAACCGAGGUCUUCUAAGGACUAGCUGGUUUCCCUUAGUGAUGACAGAGCCCGCUCUGUUUUCGGUCAUAAUGCUCCUUGCCGCAUCACAUUAUGUCUCUACACAGAACCCUUCCCGUAAUAUGAAACUACGUCUCCUUGACCUUCGUUGUGAAGCAGUGCAGUCUAUCAAUCGCACUCUGGAAUCCCAACAACGCAAGCCUAUUAGCGAUGCUCUGAUAGGUGCUAUAGCAAAGAUGGCGAGCUACGAAGCCAUGUUUGGCAGCAUUGAAAACUACGGAAUUCAUAUGCAGGGUCUCGCUAGUGCUGUUAAUCAACGAGGUGGGCUCAUUUCAUUGGGCCUUAGUGGCCUACUUCAACGGAUCGUUAUAUGGAUUGACCGCAACGCUGCUUUUUUACAUGGAUUAGCGUUGUAUUUUCCGGGAAGUACAUUUCUAUCUGGGCAGUCAUUACCAGAUCCGAACCCAGGCCAAUUCCUCGCAAGCUCGUGA